AUGCUUCUGGUCCCGAAGGCCUGAAAUGUCCAAACCGAAACUUUUACUGACUGUUAUUUAGAGUCAAAGUGGUUUUAUUAAUUAUUAAUGCCAUAAAAGAGGCUGAUGGGAAAAGACCAGGACGUGACGGGCAAAAUGAGAAAAACCAAGUGGGCAGAUAAUCGGCCAGGUUGCCUCGAGGAUCGACAGCAGAACCGAGCCCUGUGUGGAGCAGGACGGGGAGCCAUGCUGUCUCUGAGCCCGGUGGGCCCCGAGGAGCAGCGGGGCUGCGGGGGCUGCGGGGCCCCCUGUAGCUGCGGCCUGGACGACAGCCUGACCAACCUGCAGUGGCUGCAGGAGUUCUCCAUCCUGGGGGCUCCGGGACCGCAGCAGGGCCAGCAGCAGCUGGGCCCCGGCGGCCCGGCCUCGCCCCUGGCCGGGGACCCGGCCUCCUGCAGCGGGUCACCGCUGACUCCCGGGAAGCCCACCGCGGCGGCCUUCAGCCGGAUGCGGGCCCCGCCGGGUCUCGCGGCGCGCGGCCACUGCCCGGCCGAGGUGGACUACCGCCGCAACCCGGACAUCAAGCCGCCGUUCUCCUACGCCACGCUGAUCUGCAUGGCGAUGCAGGCCAGCCAGCGCAGCAAGCUCAGCCUGGCCUCCAUCUACCAGUGGAUCACCGACAACUUCUGCUACUACCGGCACGCGGACCCCACCUGGCAGAAUUCCAUCCGCCACAACCUGUCGCUCAACAAGUGCUUCAUCAAAGUCCCCCGCCGCAAAGACGAGCCGGGCAAGGGCGGCUUCUGGCGCCGGGACCCCCGCCUGUCCGAGCGCGGCCCGCCGGGCCCCCGGCCCCUGGCCCCCGGCCGCCGCGGCACCAAGAGGAAGCCGGUGCUGGCAUCCCAGAGCGGCGCCUCCGAGGCUACCCGGCACUGCAUCUCCCCGCUGCUCUGCGUGGACGAGCAGAGGGAAGCCGGGCCCCUGAAGGGCCCCUUCGACUGGGACGGCCUGUUGGACUCGGCCCUCCGGGGGGAGCUGAGUUUGGAUGGGGGCGACUCUCUGAGCCCCAUCAUGGCCGUUGCCGACCCUCCUACACCCAAGAGUGGCAACGACUUGGACGAGGAGACUUUCCUAGCAACCGCUUUCCUGGAGACACCCUGGCCGGAGGACGAGGACCGCGGUGACUUCCUGAGCGGUUCCACCGUCAACCUGGACCAACUGUUUGACCUGGGAGAGCCUCUAGCCCUGGACGCUAGCAGCCGGAUGGAGCCGCUAGCAAUGGAUGCCAGCAACCGGAUGGAGCCGCUAGCAAUGGAUGCUAGCAACCGGAUGGAGCCGCUANCAAUGGAUGCUAGCAACCGGAUGGAGCCGCUAGCAAUGGAUGCUAGCAACCGGAUGGAGCCGCUAGCAAUGGAUGCUAGCAGCCGGAUGGAGCCGCUAGCAAUGGAUGCUAGCAACUGUCUCAUCUGAAGAAAGGGUCAGUGACUAAAGUGGCUCGGAAGCUGCAGAGAAGCGCCUCUUCCCGUCCUGUGGACUCUUGUCCACGCCUGCUUCCUGGAGACGCCGCUGGAGGAAGCAGGACACAGAUGAGAAAGAGUCCAACGAUAAAAAACUAAAUGAACAAUAUUUCUAUAGUAAAUCUGUAGUUUAUAGUGUUGUAGUGAAAUUUGUUCUGACAUGUUUUGUUAUCGAUUUGUUAUGAAUGGGUUCAUGUUCAUAGUUCAAUAUUUGAACAUUCUGAUCUAUGUUUCAGGUACCAACAUGAACUAGUUCUCAUUCAGUGGCUCAUAAACUGUAUUUUAAUACAAAUUUAAUAAAGUCCAUUUAAAUAAAAA
Poecilia reticulata (guppy) is the source of this 1814-nucleotide messenger RNA. Lineage: Eukaryota; Metazoa; Chordata; Actinopteri; Cyprinodontiformes; Poeciliidae. The record is from RefSeq and is a predicted model, not a curated record.